CCAUCUUCUCUUCCAGGCCUCCAACUACCCCUCUCUCACUCCUUCACGUAAACUGCACUGUCAUCAGCUGCAUCUGUGUGUUUCUCUUUUCCAAGGAAAAUCAAUGGGGAGAACACCUUGCUGUGACAAAAAUGGCCUCAAGAAAGGUCCAUGGACUUCUGAUGAAGAUCUUAAGCUUACCAAUUAUAUUCAGACUCAUGGCCCCGGAAACUGGCGUACCCUUCCUAAGAAUGCUGGGCUCCAAAGAUGUGGAAAGAGUUGCCGUCUCAGAUGGACAAACUACCUUAGACCUGAUAUCAAGAGAGGAAGGUUUUCGUUUGAAGAAGAAGAGACCAUAAUCCAACUACACAGUAUUUUGGGAAACAAGUGGUCGGCUAUUGCCGCUCGCUUGCCAGGAAGGACCGACAAUGAAAUCAAAAAUUACUGGAACACUCAUAUCAGGAAAAGGCUUCUUAGAAAUGGAAUUGAUCCUGUGACACAUGCUCCACGCCUUGAUUUUCUUGAUCUUUCCUCCAUUCUCAGCUCAACUUUGUGCAGCCAAUCUCUUCUCAAUGUCUCAAGCAUGUUAGGUACACAAGCUCUCCUAAAUCCUGAACUGCUAAGGUUGGCUAACACCCUCUUAUCAUUGAAACAAGAAAACCCAGAAAUACUGCUGCAAUAUCUCCAGCAAAACCAGCUUUGCGACUCUCAACAAAAUCUAGUUCCUUCUUUACAACCAAGUCAGCUUCAAAUUCCCAUUCAAAAUGCUUCCACUUGCACCACAUCUAAUGUUCCUUGUACUUCGACGCUGAGCCAAAUGCAGGCCAACGGGGAAGGGUUUUGUUCAAAUAUGACAAACUUCAGCUACCCAAAUUCCCAAGAAAAUUUGACAUCUUCUACUUUAAACAAUGCAUUUGUUUCGCAACCAAUUUAUGUGCAGUGUCGCCCAAAUUCAACAGUUCCCCUCCUAUCUGAAAAUUCGAACUUCCAAUCACUCGACGGCAGCCAGAAUUUUAACUUUGAUUCUGUCAGGUCAACUCCGAUAUCAAGUCCAACUCCUUUGAAUUCAUCAUCUACAUUCAUCAACAGCAGUAGUACUGAUGAUGAGAGAGAAAGCUUCAGCAGCUUGCUGAAGUUUGAAAUUCCAGAGAGUUUGGAUAUCAAUGAUUUUAUGUAAAUAUAUACAUUACAACUUAGGGCCUUAGAGUUUGGGACUUGUUUUGUAAACUGAAUGAACCAUCAUUACUUGUGAUCUUGGUUUUUUAUUUUUAUUUUUUGUAAUGGCCUAUGGGUUUGUAGUGCUUUUUCUUUUUCUUUUUUUGUUCUACUGCUAUUGCAGUGAAAUUUUCUUUCCUAUUUUUUC
This is a messenger RNA of Theobroma cacao (cacao), 1342 nucleotides long. Its product is annotated as transcription factor MYB41-like. The record is from RefSeq and is a predicted model, not a curated record. Lineage: Eukaryota; Viridiplantae; Streptophyta; Magnoliopsida; Malvales; Malvaceae.